AUGUCGAACAAAUUCGACAUUUAUGUGAUACGCGAGAUUCUGAAAAACGUCGAUCCUUGCACAUUGAUCAGAUGUCGCGAGGUUUGCACAUCAUGGAAUCGUGAAAUUCUUCGGAUGACCAAAUUGACAAGGAAGUUCAAAUAUGGAACGAUUACGUUUGAAUUGACCAACGAUGAAUUUGAAUUGAAAGCAGGACGAAAGUCGUAUUGUCUACAGGAUUGGAAUGAAAUCACGCUUCUGAGAAUGCUUCAGAAUAUUGAGCCAUCGAAAACUCUCAACUUGUUCGUGCAUUAUCAAACGUCGAAAAAUGUGUUCGACAAAUUUUUCGAUGGUCUUGUGAAAGAAUGGUGCAGCAGCGUGCAAGAGCUAGAAGCCACAAUCGCCAUCGAACAAAUCGUCGACCCGAUCAAACCGCUUCGUCUGUUCCCAAACCUCACACGCCUCUCCUACAGUUUCAUGAACACCGAUACCGUCGACUGCACGCAAAUCUUCGACCGAAUCCGAAACCUUCGUUAUUGUCGACUGACGAGAUUCGAGGAAUUCAACGUCGAAGAUAAAGAUCGUCUCGUUUUCAAUGAAAAAACGUUGCAAUCGAUAGCAGCGAAUCAGGAAAUCGAUACUCGUCGAUUACAGCGAUUGGAAAUCUAUAUGGCAUCGGUGUAUUUCAAACCAGAAGAUUUUGUGGAGUUCAUUGCGCGAGUUUCGAAACCACACCCUCAUCCAUCCCUUAAAGACAAUGAGAGUAUUUAUGAGCAAACCGAUGAUAUUGAAACCGUUCACAUUCUGUUCGACAUGUGCUGUUUCAAGCUCACAAAAACCGAGAAUAUAAUCAACGCUGUGGUCGAAAAAGCCGAUGAUAUAAUGUUCUACGGACCCGAUUGUAGUCUACGAUUUAGACAGGUCCAUUGUCGCUUCGGAGACACUAAAUUUUUCCUAAUGUUUGGACAAGAAUUGUAA
Caenorhabditis bovis is the source of this 957-nucleotide messenger RNA. NCBI's taxonomy places the organism in Eukaryota, Metazoa, Nematoda, Chromadorea, Rhabditida, Rhabditidae. The record is from the annotation of a GenBank genome assembly.